Messenger RNA from Saccoglossus kowalevskii, 813 nucleotides. Its product is annotated as carbohydrate sulfotransferase 14-like. Gene Ontology annotation, cellular component: membrane. The record is from RefSeq and is a predicted model, not a curated record. Gene Ontology annotation, molecular function: sulfotransferase activity. NCBI's taxonomy places the organism in Eukaryota, Metazoa, Hemichordata, Enteropneusta, Harrimaniidae. Gene Ontology annotation, biological process: carbohydrate biosynthetic process.
AAUUUCACAGACUUAGUGUACGAUCCGCAUGAAGCCAACAAGGAACGUCUGAAGACCCUUGCCCAAACAUGCAAACAAACUGGAAUCACUUACGAUUUGAACAAAAUAUACAAAAAGGCAACAUUUCAUCUCCUUUAUGAAGACACUCAUAAAUUUGUCUUUUGCCUGUUGCCUAAAGUUGGGACUACAACUUGGAAAACUGUUCUCGAGACCGGACUGGGAAAGACAUUGCUAAGACUGUCAUACAUACCACAGCCUGUUGGAUUAAUCAAAUUACAUAAAUACGUUAAAUUAGUAAUAGCCAGAGACCCACUUGAAAGACUUUUGUCAAGUUACUACAGUAAAAUUCAUUUUUCAGCUCACCCGGAUAUACGUCACAUAUUUGAACAUAAAUAUGGGGAAAAGAUAAUGGCAUUUAGAGAAGGAUUUAUUUGGGAAACGGGAAUGACAGAUCUUAAUGUGACGUUUGAAGAAUUUGCAAAGUUUGUUAUUGCAUGUGGCGCAGGCGCACGAAUUAAUUCGCUUAAUCACCACUGGAUACCUCAAUACAUAUUGUCAUAUGUAUGUCUGCAUCAGUAUGAUUUCAUUGGGCACUUUGAUAAGUUAGCUUAUGAUGCACCAUAUGCAAUUCAACUCAUGGGACUAACAGAUGUUGCACAAUUCCCACCAAUUCAUCACUCACAAGGCAACACUCACUUCAGUGAAUAUUCUAGAUUGCCCCUGCCAUUGGUGAAGCAACUAGUUGAGUAUUAUCGUCUUGAUUAUCAAUUCUUCAGCUUCGACACACCAAAAUUAGAUCAUGAAGCUGAAUAG